AAUUGGAAAUUUUGUGCGAGUUUAUUAGUUUUUUGUGCUGUGUCUGUUGAAAUAUACUUUUGUGUGUGGGUGAAUCAAUGUUUGGAAUUUGAAUUGCAAUGCAAAAUGUGAAAGAUGAGUAAAAAAGUAAACAAAAUCGAAAAUUGUAAACAAAUGUGCUAAAGCCAACGAGUUGCUAGCUACAAUUGAAAUAAAUUGCGGUUCACUUUGUGUUCUUUGCAAUAAAUAUUAAGAAUAUUUACAUCUGCUAAAUUUGUGCUGAAUAGAAUUCUUUACGUCUCUGUAUAUAUUGGAAUAAUAUUUUGCAGUUAUUUUGGAAAUCGCGAAAAUCGCAAAUUCUAUAAUUGUGCGGUGCAAAGCAAUUGUGUUUUGUGUAUAACAACGGAAAAGCCGCCUUACGCGAGCGUGUGUGUGUGAUAUAACUAUGUAGUGAAGCCAGUGGGUGGCUUGCUUUUUCCAGCCUGGUUACAUUGUCCUUCAACAAUUUCGCGAAAUGUCAAGCCAUGUGUACAGAGCCCCUAGUGUAGAUAUCAAUAAAUAAUCGUGAAAAGAGUUUACUAAACUAAAAGUAAGCGUUUAUUUUAAAGUGAUGGGUUUGCCGGUGUGGCUCCCACAGGAAUAGCAGUGAGAUUACUCAUCGGGUUCUAUAAAAUAAAAGUAACAAAAAAGUGACCGGGCGUCAUUCUCACAGUAGACCCCUUACGAGUGUCAGAAAAUAUCUAUACAAACACACGUGUUCCGAUAUUCAUAUAUAUACAUACAUAAGUGCAAAUAAAUUAAAGGAAGUAGUGGCGCUAUAUAAAAAUAGAUUUGUAUUCGCAAAUUUAAUGCUACUGAAAUAAAAAUAAAAGUGAAAAGCUACGUCAUACUCUACGUUGUAUACGUAUCCCUGCAUUUGACAACGCAAAAACAACAUACGAAAAGUCACCAACUCGUUGGAGGCCGUGCUGACAUUCGGCGCAUAUUCGUACAUAUCUGCAUAAACGACCGUGUGUUUGCGUCAGUGUUUGCCAUCAUCUGUGUUCUUCCUUUCAACUUGUAUUCCAUCUGCCAAGAACUUGAGUUUUUUCUAUGUAUUUUCAUUUUGUUUGUGUGUAACUUGUUUUUAUAAGAAUUUAUAAACUGGUAUAAAUUCUUGUUGGAUUGUGUUCUUCUACGAGUUAUUUCAAACUUGGCCUUCGCUUUUGAUUUGUGGCCAAGAUGAGCGAACGCAAAUUCUCACGCGUCCUAAACAGCAACAAAGCCGGUAUGGCAGCACAGCUGCGCGACUCCGUCUCGCAGGUGGUGCGGCAGAGCACAGCGCUGAACAAAUCGCACGUGGUGGAGCCCAUCGAUUUUGAGGGCUUUGUUGCGAAAAACAAAAUGCUAAUACAAAAUGAUCCGCAGCGAGAACUCUUGAUAUAUCCCAAUGACGAUGUGUCGGAAAUCGUCAUGCCUCGCAAACAGCGCACAAAUACCAAAUCAAUUAUCGACCGUUUCGAACCGCCGAACGAAGCUAUCAUUUGCCCAUUACACGGUGGCACAAAUGGCAGCUCUAACGGCUCAAGUAGUGCUUCCAUUUCACGCCAGAGUAGUCAUACAAAUAGUCCCAAGACAACACAACGCCAAAUUAGCAGUCAAUCCAAUGCAAACGUACAAAACGGUAAUCUCUCGAGAAAAAGCUCGCAGAGUUCAUCUACAAAAAUACAGCUAUCCAUCAAAUCACCAACUUCCUCACACGAAUCCUAUGAGUCUGCGCUUUCAACUGCGUGCUCGGCUGGUGGCAAUCUGACUUCCACCUCGCAUUCAUCCUCAUCGUCAACAUUGAAAUCGAAUAUACUCGCACAACCCGAAGAAGAUGAGGAUUUGGACGGCUCGGAUGGUGCGGAUGGCAUGAGUAGCAAUGGAAGUGGUGGCGGUACACGCGCCGAAUGUACGCGCUUCACACGUCAAGCGUUGUAUACGUAUCGUGCAAAGAAUCAUCUCAUACAUUACAAGUAUAGCGCUUACGGUGGCACUUGCCAUGACUUGCCAAAAAUAAAUCCACCCGAGGCUUUGAUAGAGGAAGUGUAUGAGAUUGAUGCCGAUCAGGAUCGUAUUGACGAACAAAUGACGCGAUCUCAAGCUGAUUCGAUAACCAAGCAGGGAUACUUGUUGAAGGGUCCCGACUCGGGUUCGGAUCGCAUGUUUGUCAAUAUUGGCAAUAAAUCCUUUAAAAGGAGGUAUUGCUAUCUGCGCCAGGAAGUGGACGGCACCUACAUACUCGAAUUACACAAAGAUGAGAAGCAAGGUGAGGCUAAAGCAACAAUAGUCAUGGACUUUUGCACGGAAGUGGUGCAGAAUCCCAAACGUGGACGCUUUUGUUUCGAACUACGCAUGACCGCUGGUCAUAAGUCCUUUACGCUCGCUGCCGAAAACGAAGAAGAAUUCAAGGAUUGGCUAAGCAAGCUCUCGCUGGUGUUGCAACAAAACAAGAUUCAAGAGGAUAAACGUGUUGCAUCAUUGGAGCGCGCGCCGCAACCAAGCACCAGCACAGUCAUCUUCGGCACACUAAAAGGCCUCGAUCAGUCCAUGAACCCGCAAUUGAUUAAGUACGGACGUGAAACAGACAUUUCAAUUGCGCAGGCGCGGCGCGAACAUCGCCGACGUCUCUUCGCCUGCUACCAAACGACGGGUAAAGCAACAAGCACCGACAGCGUCGAUCAGUUUCGUGAGCAAUUCGGCAAACGCAUAUUUAUUGCCUGUAAGGGCUUACGUUUUCGCUUGCAGUGCGCUGGCACAGACGGACUCGAUGGCGAAAACUUAUGCCAAGUGGAACCAUACAUCACCAGCUUGGCAUUGUAUGAUGCACGUAACGGACGAAAAUUAACCGAAUCAUUUUACUUUAAUGUAAACGAUGACUCUGUCAGCGAUAUGCUGCCCACGACGCCAGUGCCAAAUUCCGUCUCGACUUGUUGUGUGCCACAGCGACGCGCCGAUGAGAAGGAUGAGCGCGCGCGCAGCAAUGGCGUGCGCGUACAAAACUCGUUGCUGGAGAAUCUCUCCGGAGAUUUGCUGCGUUGUGGCAAAGAACACUUUGCGCACUUGCGUCAGGCGGUAUUCUCAGUGACAGCGCCACAUCCAGAUAUCUACUUGGUGCUGAAGGUGGAGAAAAUACUGCAAGGUAGCAUAGUGCAAGCGGCCGAGCCGUACUUGAAGACUGGACGCGAUCCGAAGAUCGCAUUAAAAUUACACAAAACAGCGCGUAAUUACGCGCAAAACAUAGGACACUAUCGGCAGCCCUUCGCAUGGGCGGCCAAACCGCUUUUUCGACUCUACCGCAACGAAUUGGAUACGGAGAAUAAUACAUUCGAAUUGACGACCAUCUACCGACAGGAGGCGAACAAGUUGAAAGAUGAGGAGCUGUUGAAAUUGCUGGCGGAAUAUCGAAAGCCCGAUAAAUUGAGCAAACUCACAGUUAUACCGGGCUAUAUGAAGCUAACCAUUGAGGAGGUGGAGAAGGUGUCAGGUUCCUUUACUAAGUCUUUAGUGCCGCUAGCUAACUUCACAUUUCCACCCAAACCGCCCACGCUCGAGCUGACCGAAUUCCAAAGCAAUUGCAAGCGCGACACCUAUCCCUACAUAACAUUCUGCAAUCACUUAUUUGUCUAUCCGCAGUACUUGCAAUUCGAUAGUCAAAAGUUAUUUUCGCGCGCACGCAACAUUACCGUUGUGGUGGAGUUGCGCGACUCGGAUGAGGAGGGUAGCAAGCCAUUGAAGUGCAUUUACGGUCGCCCCGGUCAUGAUUUCCUAGUCUCGCAAAUCGCUUGCCCUGUGCUGCAUCACCACACCACACCCACUUGGUAUGAGGAGGUGAAAAUGCGUCUGCCAUUGGGACUCUUCCCCGAACAUCACUUGCUCUUCUCCUUCUACCAUGUGUCGUGUAAUUUGGGCAAGAAGCGUGAUGCCAAUGCUGCGUUCGAAACACCCAUCGGUUAUGCUUGGUUGCCGUUGUUGCAGAAGGGUCGCAUCAAUCUGGAAGAGCAAGCCAUCGCUGUGGCGGCGACCCUACCGGCGGGCUAUUUGUCGAUACAGCCGCUGGGCCUGGGCAAAGGGAAUUGCGGUCCCGAGAUACAAUGGAUCGACAAUCAGCGCUUACUGUUCGGCGUCGCCUUCCGCAUGGACUCAACCGUACUGACCGCCGAUCAGCAUUUGCAUAACUUUUUCGCUCACUGCGAAAGACUGUUGGAGGGCGGCAAAACCACAGCGCUCCCCGCAGAAUCGGAGACCUGUAAAAUACUCAAAGCGGCGCAUGCGGUCGAUAUCAGCACGCUGAUUAAUUUCUUGCCAACCGUAUUGAAUGAAUUGUUCACACUACUCGUGCACACACAGUCGGAGGAGAUCGGUUUGAAUAUCAUACGCCUACUGAUCAACAUCAUACACAUGCUGAUCGAUGAGGCCGGUCGCAAAGAACUACUCAGCGCCUAUGUUAAGUAUGUCUUUCAUGCGCCCUACUACAGUCAGAAGACGUCGCGUACGGUGCACGGUGAGCUGUGCAAAUAUCUGCCGACCAUUCUGCAUCCGCACAAUACCGAUUUUCUGAUCGUCAAUAAGUUUAUGCAUUAUUCGGGUAUAUUCUUCGAUUUGAUUAUUAAAAGUAUGGCACAACACCUAUUGGAUACGGGACGUAUACGUAUGCUGCGGAACGAACGCUUUCCCAAAGAAUUUCCAGCGCGUGUUGAGAGUUUGAUCAAAGUGCUGACUUCAUACCUGAUCUCGCGCUACAAAGAUCUGCCUGUGGAGACGCAACAGUUGAAUCGUUCGUUGUCGCAAUUCGUGCGUCGCUGCCUCAGCUACAUGGAUCGUGGUUUCGUCUUCAAGUUAAUCAAAUAUUAUAUGGAACAGUUUGAGCCGGGCGAUCAGCGUACGCUGCAAGAGUUUAAGUUUGACUUUCUGGCUGAGAUUUGUCAGCACGAACAUUAUGUGCCGCUGAAUUUGCCAUUCGUGUUGAAUCCGAAGAAUCGUCCACCGGAAAUGAUGCUGCACUUUACACUUUCGGACGAGUUCUGUCGCCAACACUUUCUUGCCGGUUUGCUGUUGCAACAGCUGAAACAAAGUCUGAACGAAGCGAGCGCGGUGCGACGCCAUGCGCUGCGCAUCUUCAAAAAUCUGCUCGCCAAGCAUGAACUCGACGAUCGCUAUCAGAAUCGUGGACAACUCUCACGCAUAGCUCUGAUCUAUGUGCCCUGGUUGGGUAUUGUCAUAGAAAACACGCAUCGUAUCGACGAUAUGUCUGGCGUGGCAACGCCAAAUGGUCACGUCUACGCCGAUUCGGCUUCGUAUACACAGCGUUUGUCAUGUUCCAGCAGUUAUGUAUUUGGCAAAGACACAGCCUUGAAUUCGUCAACGUCUACGCCGCGUUCGAAAAAUCGCAUGACGCUGCAUAUUGAACAUCCGAGUCCCCUGCGCGCUUCAGUCUAUGUGAGAGAUACACCGCACCCAGGCACAGCGCCGCUCGCAAAUGGAAACUCGGAGAGUUCGCUAAACACGCUCAAUUCCGAUUCGCAAAAUUCACAAGACACGCCCACUUUAGGCGCCGUCACAAAUGGACACCCUGUUACCGACUUGACCGACGUAGCCAUGCGCAACGGACACAAUCGCUCGCUUAAUCUUAUGCACGGCGUGAAUAGUUUACCGCGUUGCGAUAAAUUCAAUACGGCGGAGAGUAAAGAUCUCUUGCUUGGUUUUCUAUUUGUGGUCAAGCAUUUAGCGCAAGAUCAAAUGAUCGGCUGGUGGCAGAAUUGUACCGAAACUGAAACGCUGGCUUAUCUCAGCAUAUUGGAUUUGUGUCUGGUGCAAUUCCGUUACGUGGGCAAAAAGCAUAUCAAUUUAACGGACGAUGGUAAGGAGGCGCGUGCCGCGCGCACCGCCAAGGCCAGUACAUUACCUGCGCGUAUGCAGCCACCUAGCGCAGAGCAAGCCGCUAAUAGUAAUGGCACAGCUCAUGAAUCGGGUACACUUAAUCAUACGCAGAAUCGUGAAAAUCUUGUUGAGGAAACAGCGCGCAGUCAACAGGCGCUUUACGAGUCUAAUUUGGCCACUGAAAUCGGUAUGAUCAUACUCGAUAGUCUCGGUUUGUAUGCCGUACACUUUCGUGACAAAUUGUGUGACAGCCUAGUGUUGCCCCAGCUGGCACGCGUCUAUCUGCGUUUUCUGCAGCUGGGCCAGUCGGAGAGAUUGUCGAAACAUGUGUUUGCCGCACUGCGCGCUUUCAUUAACAAUUUCUCAAUAGCGCUCUUCAAGGGCAACGCCACGCUAUGCGGUCAAAUGGUCUAUGAGCUCUUGAAGGGUUGUGACAGUCGUCUAGUCGCAAUACGCCACGAGUCAUGCGCAGUGCUCUAUUUGCUUAUGCGUAGCAACUUUGAAUAUACCGGCCGCAAAGGACUCACACGUGUGCAUCUGCAAGUGAUCAUCUCCGUUUCACAGAUGAUCGGCAAUGUGAUCGGUUUGAAUAACGCGCGCUUCCAGGAAAGUCUCUCCAUGAUUAACAGUUACGCGAAUAGCGAUAAAGCAAUGAAAGGCACCGGUUUCCCAAUGGAGGUUAAAGAUCUGACGCGUCGCGUUCGCACCGUACUGAUGGCCACCGCACAAAUGCAGGCCCAUCACAUGGAUCCCGAACGCUUGCUCGAGCUACAGUAUUCACUAGCAAACUCUUAUGCUUCCACACCCGAACUGCGCCACACAUGGCUCAUUACGAUGGCGCGCAAUCACGAGCAGAAUGGUAACAUAUCGGAGGCGGCUUGCUGCCACCUGCACAUCGCUGCGCUCAUGUCAGAGUAUUUACGCUUACGUGGUGGCUGCAACAUCAAUUGGGGCGCCUCGUCCUUCAAGCAGAUAUCACGCAAUAUACCGCGUGACGAGCAAGGUUUGAAAUUGGAUGCAGGCGCUCAGGAUUCGCAAUACACCGAACAGAUGUUGUUGGACCAGCUGAAGCAGUGCGCUGAUUUUCUCGAUCGCGCUGAACGCUUCGAGUGCUUGGGUGAUCUUUAUAAACUCAUAUUGCCGAUGUAUGAGCGCAAUCGUUCGUAUAUCGAGUUGGCGCAAUCGUACGAGCAUCUCAUGCAAGCUUAUAAUAAAAUCGUCGAAGUGAAUCGUUCGGGCAAACGGAUGUUGGGUCGCUUCUAUCGUGUCGUGUUUUUCGGCAUGAUGUACUUUGAAGAUGAUCACGCAGUUGAGUUUGUUUACAAGGAACCGAAACUAACCUCACUUAGCGAGAUUUCAGAGCGACUCUCGAAACAAUACAAAGAGAAAUUCGGCGAGGAUGUGGUCAAGAUGAUAAUGGACUCAUCACCGGUGGAUCCUAAUGCGCUCGACGCCAAAUUGGCCUACAUCCAAGUCACUCACGUCAUACCAUUCUUCAGCAAAGAAGAGCUCGAUCAGCGCUUAAACGAAUUCGAACAAAAUCACGAUGUCGACACUUUUAUGUACGAAACACCAUUCACGAAAUCCGGUGCUGCGCGUGGCAGCGUCGAGGAGCAAUGGAAGCGCAAGACGGUCAUCAAAACCACCUACUCCUUCCCCUACGUGCUGAAACGUAUACCGGUAAAGUCACGCGAAAUCAUCGAGCUGAGCCCCAUAGAGGUGGCGAUCGACGAAAUGCAAACGAAGGUUUCAGAACUCGAAGAGGUCAUACUGCCGCCAGCCGAUGUUAAGAAGCUGCAGUUGCGGCUGCAAGGUAGCGUCGCCGUCACCGUCAAUGCCGGUCCACUCGCCUAUGCGCAAGCAUUUUUGGACCCCAAAAUAGUGAGCAAUUUCUCCAUAGAUCGCGUGGAAGAUUUAAAGGACAUUUUCAGAGACUUCGUUAAGGUCUGCAAUACGGCCCUGCAGUUGAACGCGCGCAUGAUCAGCAACGAUCAAGCCGAAUAUCACAAUGCGCUCGCCGAAAACUAUCGCAAACUGUGUCAGGCGCUCAGCGAGCUACUCGGUGAGCCGUUUCAACCUUUGGAUGAUAGCGUCACGAGCGGGCAACGCAAUAGCAUGGCUUUGUUUAAUGCAAUCAGUGGCGCUUCGCAAAAUUCAAGUUUUGGUUUUGCAGUGUAUUAAUUUAUAAUAAAAGCCACACAGUCACAAGUAAUGCAAUAAAAAGCAACAAACACCCAUACAAUUACACCAACACAAUUACAAGCAAAAAAUGCGACUCAAUGAAUUUACAACAACAAUAACAUAAUUGACACGCAUAUGUAGAACAUAAGUAAACUGCAUAUGUAAGCCAAACACAAUAGUUAAAGGACAAGCACACGAAACGAGGAUCGAAUAAGAAUUCAAAACAAGUACAACAAAAUAGCUAACCGAUACAAACACAGAAACACAGCAAUGUAUGUGCUUAUGCAGUUAGAACAAAUAUUUGCAGGAGCGCUUUGGUUAUUUGGCGUAUAAAAUAUUUAUGAAUAUAAAAUUAUAUUAAAGGAUAUACAUACUUGGUACACAAACAACAA
Molecule: messenger RNA, 8453 nt
Organism: Bactrocera tryoni
Lineage: Eukaryota; Metazoa; Arthropoda; Insecta; Diptera; Tephritidae
Gene: Ziz
Product: dedicator of cytokinesis protein 9
Exons: 14
Coding region: 1201-8061 (2286 amino acids)
Biological process (GO): small GTPase-mediated signal transduction; positive regulation of GTPase activity
Molecular function (GO): guanyl-nucleotide exchange factor activity
Source: RefSeq, a predicted model, not a curated record